GCCCACGCGAGUAAACGUGACCCUUCCUUCUUAACAAAGAGAUGCUGGAAAGGAGCAGUGCGUUAAAAAGCAUGUUCUUUUCAUAAGGUAUAAGAGCUUCGAAGGCAACAGGCGCAGUGAUAGGGAAUCAAUCCAUCGUAACCAACUCUGGUGAGACGAAGGCCUCCGAACCAUGGAUAUUCCGGAACCAUCUGAUGGAGACAUUGAUAUCGGCACAAAUGUCUUCCACGCAUGCUGGGCUCUUACGGGCAUAGUGGGUGUCGUUCUACUGUUUCGAUACUCCGUCAAAGCAUGGAUCCGAUGGGCGUUACCCCAGGUCACAGCGCCGGAGCGGGUAUGGGGCUUGGAGGAUCUGUUCUUCCUGAUCGGAUACGGGUUUGAUUUGGCCCAUAUGUCGAUUGUCCAGAUUAGUUCGAAAUGGGGUCUGGGACGGCACUACUACUAUCUCACAUCAGUCGAGAAAGUACAUGCUAUGAAAUAUGAUUUUAUCUCCCAGCCUAUCGCGGUCACUGCUGCCAUGGUCUCCCGUGCAGGAAUGAUGUGGUUCCUCUUUACCUGCUUCUCUGCAAGUAAUCGACGCCUCCGGAUUGUCAUUGUCAUCUGCAUGAUUGUUCAGAUCGUGGUAAACCUGGUCACAGUGGUCCAGAUCUUGGUCCAGUGUGGACCGAAUCCAUAUCGUCCAUCGGAUCGCCUAAAAUACUUCCACUAUAUGUGGGAUUCUCUACCCGCAGACGGGUCAGUUAAGUGUCAGGACCCAUCGACACAAAUGAUCAUUGGUUUUGUACAGGGAGGAUUCAAUAGCGUGAUUGACUUCUUCCUGGCCAUUAUUUCAGCUGUUGAAUUGUGGCAAUUCUUUCUCCAGACCCUGCAUCGAAAUCCUGAAUUGUCCUUCUGGUCUCAGUUUCAAAAGAUCAGUAGCUCGGUCCGGUCAAGGAGAAUCUGGCAGACCAUUACCCUGAGUGGGCCUUUGCUUUUGUCCGGUGCUGCUUCGAUAGUAAAGACAUAUCUGCUCAAGACGCUCGGCAGUCGACAAGACUUCACCUACAACAUUGUCCCCUUCGUUUUGUGGGUCAAGAUUGAGAACUACAGCAUCCUCCUCGCCACCUGUGCCCCUGUCAUCCGUCUCUUCUUCCGCACCUUUAUCGAACGCCGUCGCGAGGGCCACUGGGGAGGCUACUGGCGCUCGAACUCCGACAACAAAAAUCAUCAUAAUAGCGAUCGCUCGAGAGAAGCGGAACACCAGGUGGAACUGGACAAUCGCGUCCAGAAGAACCUCCUUAGUACGACCACGACGACUACUCUGGUCACUCAAAAUGGGUACAACGACGAAGAAGUGAACCCUGCCGUGGUGACAGACUACUGGAGCAAAUACCCCGACGGGUGCACAGGCCGCUUCUCCAAGGCGACGAGGGGAUCGCCCGUCAAGGCAUCACUGGAGACUGGGCGGGUCACUGUGCAGACAGACAUUAUGGUGCAGGUCGAUGAGGGUGUCAAGAGGUCCAUGUCCUCGUCAGGGGAAAGGCUUUUGGAAACAGACCCCUAAACUCUUAGAAAUACCCAUACUGAUCAAUUCGUAUAUGUCUGAGUAUGUUUUUGUUUGUUCAGGAUAAGGGGUCAUGAUUUGAUGUAAGGGUUCUUGGUCCAUCACAGUAGUUAGUUAGUAUGUACUAUUAGUAUAGCGUCUUCGAUAACUCUAUUUCUCAC
This is a messenger RNA of Penicilliopsis zonata CBS 506.65, 1704 nucleotides long. RefSeq lists its product as hypothetical. The transcript has 11 exons. The record is from RefSeq and is a predicted model, not a curated record. Lineage: Eukaryota; Fungi; Ascomycota; Eurotiomycetes; Eurotiales; Aspergillaceae. The coding region runs from base 173 to 1543 and encodes 456 amino acids.